Molecule: messenger RNA, 554 nt
Organism: Ictalurus punctatus (channel catfish)
Lineage: Eukaryota; Metazoa; Chordata; Actinopteri; Siluriformes; Ictaluridae
Gene: tyrobp
Product: transmembrane immune signaling adaptor TYROBP
Biological process (GO): negative regulation of B cell proliferation; neutrophil activation involved in immune response; positive regulation of natural killer cell activation
Cellular component (GO): cell surface
Molecular function (GO): signaling receptor binding
Source: RefSeq, marked provisional
AUGGGCUGGAUUCUGCACUCGAUAGCUCUUCUCAGUGGACUCUUUGGUUAUGUGGCAGCAACCCAAGACUGUGGCACAUGCUAUCAGCUAAACAUGAUGGUCGUUAUUGGUAUCAUUACCUGUGAUAUAAUUCUCACACUUCUUAUUACUAUCACGGUCUACUGUUUUGCAUCACGGGAAAAAAGAAAGAAGAGCUUGCGUACACAUAAGAACUCCAGUGAGACAGACAAGGGAAAAUUUCGCCAGUCGUCAAGCAAACCAAAGGAAGUGGAAAUUACAGAGUCACCUUAUCAGGAACUAUAUGGAGUGCAGUCCGAUAUAUACAGUGAUCUUCACCAGUAUCGGAAAUAAUGCUUCUACAGGUGAUAGGAUCUCUGUCGCUUUACACAACAAUUUAUAAACCGACAAGGUUCAGAAUGCAAUUUUAGACAUUACUGGCCUUUCUGUAAGUCUGUUACUUUGAAUUUUUGACUUUUGAAAUAUUAAAGGUUUUGUCAGUGUGUGCCUGAGACAGCAGGUGUGAUUGGGCCAGAAAGCCUAGCGGUCACAGCUGA